GUAGGGUUGUCUGACAGAAGAGCAGGAGGACAUGUAUCUAUUGACUGAUUACUACAACGAGACUUGUGGAGAUGGUUAGAGAUUCCUGUGUCACUUUCUGUGGAAUAUUUUGAAAGACACGAGCGAGGAGGCGACAGUCUAAAGAUGUUCUCCUGUGUGCUGGCAUCAGCACUUGUGUUUUGUAAUCUCGUUGUUCCCGGAAACACUGGAGGCGGUAACGAAUGGAGCUACGAAGGCCAGCUAGGCCCCGCCCACUGGUCAGUGGACUACCCCGAGUGUGGAGGAUUCAGCCAGUCGCCAGUGGACGUCGACACGUCAUUGGUCAUGCUUGAGCCUUCGCUGACCCAAUUCAACUUGACACAGCUCAGCAACACAGCAAAUGUCAACAUGCUGCUAGAAAAUGUACAGGGACAUACUGUGGAGGUCCACCUGAGCGGGGAUGAGAUGACGGUGAAAGGGGGGAGGUCUUGACACGGCCUAUGGGGUGCAGCAGUUUCACUUUCACUGGGGAGCUAAAGAUGAAAGGGGGUCUGAGCAUACCAUCAAUGGCAGACACUUCCCAAUGGAGAUGCACCUUGUGAUGUACUCAAAGAACUACACCACCUUCGACAACGCCCUGACAAAACGACAUGGCUUAUCUGUCCUUGGUUUCUUUUUUAGGGUGGGCAGAACCAACACAAACUACAAUCAACUGUUGAAUUAUUUCGAUAAAAUUGAACACAGUGAGGACACACACUCUAUACCGACGUUCCCUAUCAUGUCACUGCUACCGGAGAACAGGCAGGGGUUCUACCGUUAUGAGGGCAGCUUGACCACUCCGCCCUGCUCGGAGACGGUGCUGUGGACGUUGUUCACGGAGACAGUCGAGGUAUCCGAGGAGCAGUUAGAAAAAUUCCGUCAUAUAAAACGGACACAUAUAGGGGAGCGAGAUCAGUACGUUACGGAUGUGUUCCGACCGCUUCAACAUCGCAACAGCCGGGUCGUGACGACAAACGACCCCAAAGCCAUCUACAAUGACGCCAACCGGAUAUCGUCUGCUUGGAUCUAUCUGCUGCUUCUGAUUGUCGGAAUAAUUAGCAUUAGUAUGUGAUGAUAUUUUCUAUAUAGGAAACUGUUUACAAACUCCCACAUUAGGAACAAUGUCAUUGAAAUAAAUCAUUUGAAAUAAGCGUGGCCUUACAUACAUAGGGGUAAUGAUUCCUACUAUUCACAUUAAGUAUAAUGUGGUUUGAAACCAAAUCAGCAUGAAGCUAGUGUUGCCUUAAGUAGAAACGGAUUGGCAUUCAAUCACUGAGAGCUAUGUUAUGGAAUAUAUAACUUAUCUUACAACACACAUAAAUGCCGUUUUCUGAUUGGCUGAGCCAAUCAAUGUACCCCGCUUACAAGCGAAUAACAUUUUCUAUGUUCCCCGCUGGAAA
Molecule: messenger RNA, 1418 nt
Organism: Haliotis rubra (blacklip abalone)
Lineage: Eukaryota; Metazoa; Mollusca; Gastropoda; Lepetellida; Haliotidae
Product: carbonic anhydrase 12-like
Exons: 8
Coding region: 563-1090 (175 amino acids)
Molecular function (GO): zinc ion binding; carbonate dehydratase activity
Source: RefSeq, a predicted model, not a curated record